This is a messenger RNA of Volvox carteri f. nagariensis, 2442 nucleotides long. RefSeq lists its product as uncharacterized. Gene Ontology annotation, cellular component: mitochondrion. Gene Ontology annotation, molecular function: 3'-tRNA processing endoribonuclease activity. Lineage: Eukaryota; Viridiplantae; Chlorophyta; Chlorophyceae; Chlamydomonadales; Volvocaceae. Gene Ontology annotation, biological process: mitochondrial tRNA 3'-end processing. The record is from RefSeq and is a predicted model, not a curated record. The annotation marks the transcript as partial. The transcript has 12 exons.
GUGUUGGCCCUUGACAUCAACCACACCAGCCCAUCGGUGCUCCUGUUCUUCAACAACGAAAGGUAUUUAUUCAACGCUGGCGAGGGGAUUCAACGCCUCUUUCGUGAACACAAGAUAAAAAUCAGCCAGAUCAACGCCUACUUCAUCACACGCAUCACCACAGAGACCUUGGGGGGCCUGCCAGGCAUGGCGUUAUCCGUUCUUCCUGCGGACGCCGGGGGGCUCCUGAGCAAGCAGGUCGCAUGUGCCGUCAAAGGGCCUCCGGGGCUGUCCUCCUACGUGGCUGCGUUCCGUAACUAUAUCAACCAGGAAAACACCGUGGCGGUGGAGGAGUUCGACCACGCCACUUCGACGCCCGUGCUCCAGACGGAUGUGGUCAGCAUCACCCCCAUCCUGGUGCGGGUGGGGGAAACGAACAUCUCGUCGGAAGGUCCCCCUGUGGCCGCAGAUGGGGACGGAGACGGAGAGGGCGACGGCGGUCCGGCCGCCAAGCGGCAGCGCACGGAGCCCUCCUCGACGGCAAAUGAGCAGGACUCUCCUGGUCGUCAGCGACCCGCGGGUCUGUCGCAUCCGGAUAUCGCGAUAUACGCCAUCCAGCUGGCGGGGCGGCCGGGCAAGUUCAUGCCGGAGAAGGCUAUUGAGCUGGGGGUGGAACCGGGGCCUUUGUUCGGUCAGCUGCAGCGGGGCCUGUCCGUGACCACCAAGUCAGGUCGCGUGGUUAGCCCGGGGGAGGUGAUGGAGGCCGCAGUGCCCGGGCCGGCAGUGCUGCUGCUGGAUACACCCUCGCUGGAGAGCCUCAGGGCGGUGGCGAAGGACGAGCGAGUACGGCGCUUUGUGGCAGACGCGACGGCCGGCGAAGGCAAUGACGGCAAGGCGGCGGUCGCUAGCGGCGGCAGCCCUAGGGUCUGUGUUGCUAUACACCUGAUGCCAGCUGAACUGGCGGUGAAUGGGGCGGAGGACCUGGCGGCGUGGCGGGCGCAGCUGGGGCCGUCAUGGCGCCAUGUCGUGGUGAGCUCGGGGGCCCAGCAGCCCAGCAGCAUCCCCAGGGCCACAGUCUUCCAGGCCAAGCUGCACGCCCUUAGCGCGGCCUGUUUCCCGGUCUUUGCGCUGGGGAAUGCGGUGGCGCCGCCGCCGGUGGCGGAGGCGGAGCUAGAUCCCGGCAGCGUCAUUCAGGCGGCGAGCGCCGUGCGGGUCAAUCUGAUGCCGCUGACGCGACUUGGCCUGGAGUACGGCGAUGUGUUCAAGUAUGAUAGCUCGUCAAAGGUUCUGGAGGAUGUUCGUGCAGACCCCGCCUACGCGCCCAUCUUGGCGGCGGCAGCAACAGCGGUGCCGGGGGAUUCGGCGGCAGCGGCGGCCGAUGGGGGUGCGAAUGGCAAGAAGACGGAGGCGACGGGGAUGGCAGCGGCAGAUGUGGCAGAUGCGGCAGUGGAGGGGGCGGGUGUGGAUACGGAUAAGACGGCAGCGGAGGCGGUGGAGGCGACGGAAGUGAUGGAGGUGGAGGUGCCGGAGGCUCGGCCUGCGCUAGCGGCCGAUCAGCCGGUCCCGGAGCCGCUGACCAGCGGUGACAGGCGUAUGGCCGAGCUGACCUUCCUGGGCACCGCCAGCUCCCAGCCGUCCAAGUACCGCAACGUGUCGGGCUGCUACGUGGACCUCUUCGAGGCGGGCGGCCUGCUGGUGGACUGCGGAGAGGACGCCAUGGGGCAGAUGAAGCGCCGGUUCGGGGUGCAGGAGGCGGAGCGCCGCCUGGGCGAGCAGCUGGCGGCCGUGUGGUGGCGCGCGCGGCGCGGCGCACCGCCGCUGCUGAUCAUUGGCCCCACCAGCCUGUUUGAAAUCCUGCUGCGGUACAGUGCGGUCGUGCCGAUGCAGUUCCUGUUUUGCCGAAAUGUAUCGUUGUGGGGGGGGCGUGUUGGCGCGCGGGGGAUGAGUGUGAUGCCGAAGGCGGUGGCGGCAGCGUACGAGGCAGCGAAGGAGCGGCUGGGGCUGGCGGCGCUGGCUCCGUUCCCUGUGGAGCACAUCAAGGACGCGCACGGGCUGGUGCUGGAGGGACGUGCGGGCUGGCGGCUGGUGUUCUCGGGCGACACGCGGCCGUGCCGGCAGACGGUGGAGGCUGCCAGGGGGGCCACGCUACUGGUGCAUGAGGCCACGUUCGAGGAGAGCAUGGAAGGGGAGGCGCGGGCCAAGCGGCACAGCACCACAGCGGAGGCGGUCGGGGUGGGCGAGGAGGCUGGUGUGUAUCGUACUGUGCUGACACACUUCAGCACUCGCUAUCCCACUCUUCCGGAGCUGGAUCUCAGUCGGCACCCCCGUGUGGCGGUUGCUAUGGAUCUCAUGUCGAUUAACCUGGCAGACCUACCCUGGCUGCCUCGACUGGUGCGACCCAUGGGCCUGUUAUUUAAGCACCUUGAGGCGGAGAAACUAGCAGCGGAUGACGAUGAUGAUUGA